AUGCGGUCUGAUAGUAUAACCCAAAUGAUUACUGGUAAAAGAAGAUUUCAUAAUUAUUUUGCAAAACAUGCUUUAAGACAGGCUUUAAAAAAAGAAGAGAUAAAUUUUCACGAGUUGCACAAAAGAGUAUACGUUGGCGAUUCUUCCCUCAACGGAGUUGGUAUAUUCUCGUGUGACAAAAUAAAAAAAAAUGAAAUUAUUGAAAUAUGUCCAACAAUGAAAAUUAAAAAUGAAGAUAUUCCAGAAAAGUUAAUUAAUUAUUUAUUUGAGGGAAAACAAGAAAACAUGAACACACAAAUAGUGGAAAUCCUUAUCAAAAAAAAAGACGCUGUGAAUUAUAAGCUCUUUCCCUUGGGUUACGGGAUUUUAUACAACCACUCUGAUUCCCCCAAUGCCUCUGUUCAUAUAAUACCAAUGCAGGAGCACAGGGACGAGAAAAAUGAGACAAUUGCGUCCAACCAAAUAAUAAUGUUGCGCGCUCAAAGGGAUAUACAAGAAAACGAGGAAAUUUUCAUUUCUUAUGGACAUUCUUGGUGGAGCGUAAGUUAA
Plasmodium gonderi is the source of this 549-nucleotide messenger RNA. Its product is annotated as SET domain containing protein. The record is from RefSeq and is a predicted model, not a curated record. NCBI's taxonomy places the organism in Eukaryota, Apicomplexa, Aconoidasida, Haemosporida, Plasmodiidae. The transcript is spliced from 2 exons. The coding region runs from base 1 to 549 and encodes 182 amino acids. Gene Ontology annotation, molecular function: protein binding.